Acomys russatus (golden spiny mouse) is the source of this 651-nucleotide messenger RNA. RefSeq names its product defensin beta 1 (gene Defb1). The transcript is spliced from 2 exons. Gene Ontology annotation, molecular function: CCR6 chemokine receptor binding. Gene Ontology annotation, cellular component: extracellular region. Gene Ontology annotation, biological process: innate immune response in mucosa; defense response to Gram-negative bacterium; defense response to Gram-positive bacterium. The coding region runs from base 107 to 316 and encodes 69 amino acids. The record is from RefSeq and is a predicted model, not a curated record. Lineage: Eukaryota; Metazoa; Chordata; Mammalia; Rodentia; Muridae.
UAUGCAACCAGGGUUCCUAUAAAAAAACAAGCUCAUUCAGGCCUCAGCUCAGCUCCCUGGGAGUCUCACGUCCUCUCUGCACUCUUGGACCCUGACAGCCGCCGCCAUGAAAACUCAUUACUUUCUUCUGGUGAUGCUAUUUUUUCUUUUCUCCCAGAUGGAGCCAGGUGCCGGCAUUCUCACAGGUCUUGGACACAGAACAGAACAAUACCGAUGUCUCCAAAAUGGAGGCUUCUGUCUCCGCUCCAGCUGCCCUUCCACUACCAGGCAACAGGGAACCUGUAAACCAGAUAAACCCAACUGUUGUAGGGCCUGAUAGCGAUUUGAAGAAUGAACAUAAAAGACGAGUGAGGGCUUGUAAAAUUAGUAUUUUAAUAAAGGAAGUGUUUUCUGAAGCAUAUUCACAUCAGAUCAAAAUAAAUUUUAUGUCUCAGUUUAGAAGAGGUUUUUUUAAAAGUGUAAGGCUUAGAACAAAAGGUGGGAAAAUCCAGAACACCUGCCUGUCCCUGAGUAACGAUGGUCACCAUUUGAGUGAUAUCACUUCUACUUAAUUCUGUCACCAAACUACAUGCACCCAGUGCAGGAAGGCCACUCAGAACUCAACAGUGAACACAGUUCUCAGCCCUCCCAAGGCCUCCCAGAGGAUGACUU